GCGCUCUCGCUCUCUGCUGUACGCGCGCGCGUGUGUGUGAGUGUGCAGGCAACAACAAUCUCGCAGUGUAUCCACCAAAAAUAUUUCCAGCCUCUCUCUCUCUCGCGCGCGUCGCCGCUCUCCCGCUCCCCAGCGCCCACACACAAAAAGGUACUGGCCGAAGAGCGCGCAAGCCCCCCUGUUGGAAUGUGGCUUUGCCGUUGACUGCGCAGUCGCAGCGUGGAGCAGCAGCGUUGUUAGUGUUUGACGAAGAGGUCAGCAGCAGCAGCAACAAUAAACGACGUUAAUAUACAAACAACAACGAAAAUUUAUGUAUAUACUACAAUACAAUUUACUGUUAUUUUGAUGACGCGCAGCCGAUGCUGAAAAGUGUGUGCAAAAAAUUAAAUAAGUGAAGCAAACAAAACAAAACAAAGAAAAAGUUAACCAAAAUAACAGCGACAAAAUUAAAGUGGAUUACGAAUCGACUCAACUUUAAACUCAACUUUAAACAAUAACAACAAUGCCGACAAUUGCAGACGCCAACGUUGGCAGCGCGUAAGCAGCAACAAUAUUUCGAAAGAGCGCGCUGGAUACGGAAAAUGAUGCAGUAUGCGAGCAUUUUGCACCGUCAGCGCGCCAUUGGAAGCAUGCGCGUCCUCAGCCGAGCAACUGUCACCCGGCUCCCGAUUCCUGGCACUGCGACUGCUGGGGCAACAGCAGCCGAAAACCUUGUACUUCCUAGUCGAUGCAAAGAGUCGCGUACGCGAGGUUUACACACAGACAUGUCUGCACUUUGCCACGCAGGGCAUGCAAGACACCGAGCUCUUCGGUCUGGCCGUGCUCAUAGAUGGCGAGUACAUGUUUGCAGAUCCCGAGAGCAAGCUCAGCAAAUACGGUCCGAAGAGCUGGCGUUCCUCGCAUACGCACGGUUUGGAUGCCAAUGGGCGUCCGCUCCUGGAGCUACACUUUCGUGUGCAGUUCUACAUUGAGAGCCCGUGCAUGCUGAAGGACGAGACGACGCGGCACAACUACUACCUGCAACUGCGGCACAAUGUGCUGCAACGCGAGCUGCCGCGCGACUAUGCGGAGCAGUCGCUGGUGCUGCUGGCGGCAAUGGCGCUGCAGGCGGAUUUGGGUGAUGCGCCAAGCACAGCGGGAGCAGCAGGAACGAGCAGCAAGUGCAAGCAGCCAAAGCAGAGCGUGACCACAACGCUGCCGAAAAUAAGAAAACGCCUAAGCAGCUACAAUGAGCGCAUGUAUCGCUUAUCGAAUUAUGUAAGCAGCAGCAUUAGCAAUGCGCCCAGAGACAGCGAAGCGGAUUACUUCAAGCUGGAGGAUUAUUUGCCCGCAGCGCUGCAAACAGCGCGUGCUAAGAGCGCAUUGCAGGCGUGUCAUCGCAAUCAUCAAGGACUAAAUGUAGCCGAUGCGGAGCUGCUUUAUAUACAACAAGCGUGUGCGCUGCAUGAAACCAUAAACGCGCACACUUACCGCAUGCGCUUGGCCAAGUCGGAGGCGGGUGUGGGCAGCGCUUGGUUUGUGGUUUAUGCCAAGGGCAUAAAGAUUCUAAGCGCUGGCGCUGCUGCUGCAGCAAGCGAACCAGCAACUUUUCUAUGGCCCAACAUUACCAAGUUAAGUUUUGAGCGCAAAAAGUUUGAAAUACGCUGCGGCGAAUCGCGCAUCACUUUGUACGCCAGCACGGAUGAGAAAAACAAGCUGCUGUUAACGCUAUGCAAGGACACGCAUCAGUGGAGCAUGAAGCUUGCAGCGCGUUGCAAGGAGCUGCAGCAUAAGCGCGAGCAGGAGGAGGCGGAAACGCAAUCGCUGCAUGCGAGCUACGCUUGCAGUCGCUCACUGCAUUUGCCCUACAAAAGCAAAAACGAGCAGCGCAUUUCUGUUAUAAGCAGCACCAGCUCCAAUACCACAUCAGGCAUUGUAAGCGAUCGCGUGCACUCCGAGGAUGAGCUGGAGAUUAUGAUUAACACGCCGCCAGCGCCGCUAGCUGCGCCUUCAACUGAAAGUUUAGCGCUCGCGCAUUUGCUGGAUCGUCCAAGCGUCAGCAGACAAACCAGCUCAGUGGGCGCUUUGUCGCUCAAAGAGCUGGAGCAGCAGCUGGCUACAGUUGCUACAGCAGCUGCGCCUGAGCCGCCAGCCAGCAAUGAUUCGCCCAGCUCAGCGCAUAACAUAGGCAGCCAAUGCUCCAGCACCUGCAGCACAGUUGUGGUCAGCACUGCAGCGCCGCUGGCUGUUGCGCACUCCAGCUGCUCGAGUCUCGAGCUUGGCUUUAGUCACACAGCGCAAAACUCCGCGCUAAGCGAAACUGUGCACGAUGAAACUGAAAGCGUUAGCGGCGUCUCGGGCGUCUACACUUUAACGCAUGGCCUGGCGCCGCCUACAGAAACCAGCGGCGUCUACACCAUGCACAGCAGCGAGUUAACCGAGCAGUGCUCGGAGCGCGCUGAUUCAGAGCAAAGCUGCAAAGCGAGCGCCGCUAGCAACAGCAAAACCUUAAGCGAUUUUCGUCUGCGCUCAGAUUCUAAUAUCAGCACCAGCAGCAGCUUUCGUGGCGAUGGCAGCGAUCCCACAGACAAGCAGCAGGCGCUGCUAUCAGCAGAUGAGCUUACUAAGCUAAUAGUAGGGCGUGGCACUUAUCCUAGUUGUCAAGCUGUUGCCAGCAACAUGCUAAGCGAUUGUGACUAUGUUAGUCAAGCUACAGCGCCGCCGCCGUACAGCGCGCGGCAUGAAAAGACGGGACUAUGUGGUCCACCCAUACAGCCGGAAAAGCAAGCAGCAGCAACAGUUGCUGUUGUGCCAGCAGCAGUGCCCACGCCGCCGCCAGCAGCUGCAGCGCCUGCACCACCAGUUGCUCCCUUGAGACGCCGCGAUCCACCACCCUACGCCAGCAGCAGCAAACCACGUCCCACUUCAUUAAUUACGCUGCCUGCUGCGCCUUCGAGCUGCUUAAGCUCACCCAAAGCGGAGGAGCUGCAAGCGCGCUUCAUUACCACGCGCUCGCAUAUAAACAUUCUAAAGGCGCACACCAGUUUGCUGCCCGAUGGCGCUAAGCCCAGCUAUGCUGCACCCACCACACAUUCCUCUGCUGCUUCCAGCAGCGCUUCCAUAUGCAGCCACCAGCUUAGCCAGCAAUCGCUGCAUAAUUCCAACUACGCCAGCAGCUCCGCUUUGCUGCAACACUUGCCGCAUCAUCGUCACAGCGGCUCCGCAGCCAUUGGCAUACCCAUUGUGCCUUAUGGGCUGCAUCACAAGAGCAGCGCCAGCUUGCAUCAUCAGCCGCAUCGUCAUCAUGCGCAGCAGCGUCAUCAUGCGCAUCAUCUGCAGCAGCAGGAGCCGGCGCCAUGCGUUUUGGUUCCUUUGAUUAAGCCGCGUCAGUUUCUGCCGCCGCCUCCGCCCAGUUUGCCACGCCAGCCGCCGCCGCCGCCACCGCCCAAUGCGCAUGCGCAUCUCACUUCGCUCUAUGGCGCGCAGCUGACGCGCACGCCGCUCGAGCUUUACCAGCAGCAGCUCUACAGCGAUGUCGACUAUGUUUUCUAUCCACUGCAAGAUCCCGCUGUGAGCCAGCAGGAGUAUCUGGAUGCCAAGCAAAGCUCGCUGCUGGCUGCCAUGGCCGCCCAAUCGCCUGCUCCUUAUGUCGCCGCCUAUCCCGCUGGCUGGGACACUUGCAAGGGUCACGCCAUUUAUCGCAGCACUCCCUACUUGCCGCUCGCCUGUUCGCGCUACGCCUCCACGCAGAAUCUAUCGGACACCUAUGUGCAGCUGCCCGCUGGCGCCGGCUACUCGCCGCUCUACUCGCCCUCCAUGGCCAGUCUAUGCAGCAGCUACGAGCCGCCGCCGCCACCACCGCCGCUGCAUCCAGCCGCCGCCGCUUUGGCCGCUUCCAAUCUCUUUGCACGCUCACGAUCGCGUUCAGAUGAUAACAUACUGAAUUCGCUUGACUCGUUGCCGCUGCCCAAGAUGAAGCGUCUGCCGCCGCCGCCGCCACCACCUUAUGUCAAUCGGCUAAAGAAGCCGCCCAUGCCAGCGCCCAGUGAGCAGCCGCCGCCAAUACCCUGCAAGCCCAGCGCCAGCUGCAUGCCCAGCCAGCUGCACAUGUUGCCGCCGCGCAAGCCGCCAACGCUGAAUCCGCACAGCGCCAACAGUCCGCUUACCAAAACCUCAAGCGGCGCGCAAUGGGCUGGCGAGCGUCCCAAGCCGGAUCUGGGUCUAGGCUACAAUCGCAACAACAACAGCAACAGCAUCUUGGCGCAGCUGCAAGCUUCCAUGGCUGCCAGCCAAGCUGCUGCUCAAGCUAAUCCGCUGGACAUUGCGCUGCUGCGUGAGAAGAGCAAACAUUUGGAUCUGCCGCUCAUCUCAGCGCUGUGCAAUGAUCACUCGCUGCUGAAGCAAACGAAGCUAAUGACAACAACAGCUACAGCAACAACAACAACUGCAGCAGCAGCAACAACAACAACAGCGAAUACAACAACUCUAACAACAACAACAACAGCAACAGCAACUGUUAAUGGCACCGGCACGCUGAACAAAACGCGCAGCAAACUCGCCGCCAUUAGCCAUCGCCAUCCGCAGGACAAGCUGCCGCCGCUGCCCGUGCAGCUGGCGGAGGCCAACAACUAUGUCAUGGAUCCAGCCAUGAAGCACCACAAGGCCUACAACUCGCAGUCACAAACGCAGUCACAGUCACAGUCGCAAACCUAAGCGCCCAAAAUCUUUUACCUUUGGCCAACGAGCUGCGAGACGCUUCCACUCUACGCUCUCUAGUUGAAAUGAAAAUUUAUACGUUUAUAGUUUUGUUUGUGUGUGCGCUAAGAAUUUGCAUAGAUGAGCCACAGCCAUUGGGAGCGACAGACAGACAGAGACCAAGACCAACACCAAGACCAAGACCAAGAAAUUUAUAACAAGCAACCUCAACAACAAUUUAAAACAGAACCCAGUCUAGUCAAUUUAGGUAUGGGGCCAACUGAAAAAUAGCAACAGUAACAAAAAUCAGCGACGACAACAACAAUACUCAAGUAUAAAAUACGUUUACUUAAUUUGUUUACUUAGGACUUAGGACUACUGCUAAUUGCUGCUCGCAUAUAUAUGUUUUAUAUAUAUUUAAACGGCAAACUACUUAAACUUACACUGAACUACUUCCGCCCAAACAACUGUGAUUUGAUUUUUUUAUAUAAACUUAAUUAUAACAACAAGAAACAACGCAAAAAAUCUUUAAACUAUGCAAAUUUUUAGUUAGUUGGAUUAAUCCUGCGCGCCAUACACACUCCAAGCCUAUUGAACAAUUUUAAAUAUUUUAAUUUUGAUUUUUUUCGAACAAUGCAACUAAAGAAUUUCUAGAGUGAGCGCACUCGUUAUGCCAAUUUAUUUUAUAUAUCUUUUUUUAUAUAUAUAGUUAAUGCCUAGGCUUGCC
This is a messenger RNA of Drosophila busckii, 5401 nucleotides long. RefSeq names its product protein expanded (gene ex). Gene Ontology annotation, cellular component: cytoskeleton; cytoplasmic side of apical plasma membrane. Gene Ontology annotation, biological process: positive regulation of hippo signaling. NCBI's taxonomy places the organism in Eukaryota, Metazoa, Arthropoda, Insecta, Diptera, Drosophilidae. The record is from RefSeq and is a predicted model, not a curated record. The coding region runs from base 592 to 4692 and encodes 1366 amino acids. The transcript is spliced from 6 exons.